ACAGCUACUCAAAGGUAAGCUCCAUUAAGUUCAACAGCAUUUGCUCCCAUAUAAAUGUAUAUAAGGUUGCACUUGAGUAGAAGAGGGAAUUUAAGGCUGAUUUUUUUUUCACUCCUAAAGGACCUCCAAAGUGUCUUCUCUAGAGAUGCAAAGGUACACAAGUCUGUGCACAUCCAUAUCUGGUCACUCUACACAAGAAUGUAAAAUUCAUAACAGAAACCUGCUCUGUUUUAAGGCUCAGAAUGUCGAACUUUGAACAAUUUGAUAUAGACUUUUACCGGUCAAACUAUACCACCAAUAACCAGCAACAAGGUUAUGAUGAGUGUGGAGUCACUGGGAAUGUUCGUGAAAGCAAAAAAGGUUGGAUGGGUUCCUUGCCACAGUCAAAUACCUUUGCUCCUGCAGAAAUGCUUUCAUCUUCUCACCCAUAUCCUGGCCAGAUCUUUCAACCAGCAUAUGCUUCCGAGUUUCCAUCUAAUAGUGUUUACUGUGACAGCUUUGAUGAAGAACCUCCUUUGCUAGAAGAACUGGGAAUCAAUUUCGAUCACAUCUGGCAGAAAACGUUAACGGUCCUCAACCCAAUGAAGCCAGCAGAUGGCAGCAUUAUGAACGAGACGGACCUGACAGGGCCGAUGGUUUUCUGCUUGGCUCUUGGAGGAACACUGCUACUGGCAGGGAAAGUUCAUUUUGGCUAUAUUUAUGGCAUGAGUGCUAUUGGAUGCAUAGCAAUCCAUGCGUUGCUGAACCUGAUGAGCAUAGCCAGUGUUUCCUAUGGAUGUGUAGCGAGUGUGCUAGGUUACUGCCUCCUGCCUAUGGUGAUUCUCUCCACAUGUGCAGCAUUCUUCUCCCUACAGGGACUUCUGGGAACUCUGCUAGCCCUGAUCAUUACUGGAUGGUGCAGCCUGUCGGCCUCCAAAAUAUUCACAUCAGCGUUGGCUAUGGAAGGCCAGCAACUUCUGGUUGCCUAUCCUUGCGUUUUACUCUAUGGCCUUUUUGCACUUAUGACUGUUUUCUGAGCUUCAUUUUCUUUGAGCCAUCCUGUUACCUCCCUGAGAGCAAUACUAGGUCCUGAAAAGAUCUGGGCCUCAGGCCCACAGGACAAAGAAACCCCAAAAGACCAAAAAAAAAAAACCCCAAAAACAAAAAACACAGAAAUUUGAAUAUACUCAUUUACAUAUGCUCUAAAGGCUCUCUCUAUAUGUGUCUAAAGAGAACCUUCUCAUCUAAGAAAAACCUCUAUCUAUAAGAAGAGAUAGAUAGAAGACUGGAGAGAAGAUAUUUCAGAAAAAAACUGGAGAAACAGCAAGGGAUCCAAUGCAGCAGAAAUAAUCCAGGUCCCUAGUAAUACCAAGUGCCUACAGACAGCAGAGUGGUUGGGCAGAUGGCCUCCCCGGGAUUCAGGACUCCAAAUGAAAACUUGGGGACUCCAGCCCAAGUGGGCAGUCCUCUAACAUUGCCUCUGUUCUCUCCAAUGUAUAUGUCUAACUGCAAAAUUACAGCCAUCUCCAGACAAUCUUUGAGAGCCCUUUAAAGAUGUUUGCAAAGCUUCGGAUUGCCUGGCUAGGAAUACAAAUGAUAUGUUAGCCCCUCACUUUCAACGAUGCACUGAUUGACAUGAAAUGCACGAUCAGGCACCCAGCCAAGAAAACGUUUGUUAUCAAAAGUUUCUGUGUGUUUGAACACAGACCCUAUUGAUUGUCUUCCUGCAAA
Messenger RNA from Varanus komodoensis (Komodo dragon), 1710 nucleotides. It is a transcript of the gene YIPF7, whose product is annotated as Yip1 domain family member 7. Lineage: Eukaryota; Metazoa; Chordata; Lepidosauria; Squamata; Varanidae. The record is from RefSeq and is a predicted model, not a curated record. Gene Ontology annotation, cellular component: trans-Golgi network; membrane. The transcript is spliced from 6 exons. Gene Ontology annotation, biological process: vesicle fusion with Golgi apparatus; endoplasmic reticulum to Golgi vesicle-mediated transport. The coding region runs from base 243 to 1016 and encodes 257 amino acids.